ACAAAACAUCGUAAUCAUAAAGAAACAAACAAUAUUGCAAAAUAAGGAGAAAUCAUUAUAAUUUGAUAAUAAUAGGAAUAUUCUACCUUUGUUAAUCGUUUUAUAUUGCUUUCUUCAGUUCAUACAAGUAAUAUCCCGUCUUCGGCAGUGCAGUGAAGUAACUUAAAAAUAAAUUCUUCAAGAUAACAAAGUUUAUUUCUUCCUAGAACAUCUCGCAGUUAAGCCUAAAAAGAAGUAAACGUCAUACAAAUUUUGUAACAUUCACAUGAGUUUAAACGUGGAGGAAGUAAACGAAACUCAACAACUCAUGCAAAAUGAAUGUGAUGAACAGAAAAUAUUGUCACAAACAGCUACAUCGCCGGUUACAAGUAAUAAAUUAUCCAGCGGAGCAGCAAGCCUUACAUCAAGAAAUCAUGGUCCUGGUCAAUUAUUCACGAGUACAGGCAAUAACAGUGUAAACGAAUCUAAAUUAUCAUAUGUUAAUGAGCGUAGAUUACACCGCGAUUACGUACGUUCUAAUUAUAAUAAUAAACCAAAGCACAUACCAAAAGAGACACCUGAUGUUAAACAUAUGGAAAAAGCCUUACUAGAGUUACUUGAUGACUUUCACACAGGAAAAUUAAGUGCAUUUGGUUCUGGUUGUAGCAUGGAACAAAUGAUCAAUAUACGAGAUCAGCAAGAGCAUUUAGCUAGAUUACAUUUUCGUUUGUAUGGUGAUGCUGAGAAACCCACAGAAGAUGGCUUCGACAACUCUGAUUCUAAAGACAAAAUGUCCCAAUUGGUGCAAAGUUUGGAGCAAUUAUCUGCUUCCAUAGAACAUUUACAUUCGGAUACCUCUGCCAACACCAGCAGUAGUAACAACAACUAAAUGUUAAAAAAAAAACCUUAAUUUAAUUAUAAGAAUAUGGAUAUAAGAUUUAUUCUACAGUUAUGAAAGUAAUCGGUAAUUUUUUUGUCUCAAUAAAUAUUAUUAGGUAAAAA
Messenger RNA from Papilio polytes (common Mormon), 981 nucleotides. RefSeq names its product coiled-coil domain-containing protein 28A. Bases 266 to 868 code for a protein of 200 amino acids. NCBI's taxonomy places the organism in Eukaryota, Metazoa, Arthropoda, Insecta, Lepidoptera, Papilionidae. The record is from RefSeq and is a predicted model, not a curated record. The transcript has a single exon.